Molecule: messenger RNA, 1137 nt
Organism: Talaromyces proteolyticus
Lineage: Eukaryota; Fungi; Ascomycota; Eurotiomycetes; Eurotiales; Trichocomaceae
Product: F-box domain protein
Exons: 2
Coding region: 1-1137 (378 amino acids)
Source: RefSeq, a predicted model, not a curated record
AUGCCGUCCGCAGUCGAGAUAUUUGUGCCCACGGAAAUUCUCCUCCAGGUCGUCGCCGUGCUCGAUCGAAGCCUGAAGGGCAAAAAACGGCAAGACACGCUGUACAACCUGUGUCUGGUCUCGCAUCAAUGGUAUUCGGCGGCACUGUCAUUUCUUUACGCACGACCAAAGCUUGAUGCUGGAAACACGUAUCAGAGAUUCACGGCUUCCAUGUGUCCCCCAGCAGGUAGCUCCAAGAAAAGCAAAGGCCUAGGAGGACUGGUACGCCGGCUCGACCUGAGUCGAUUAGUCCACCACAGCUCCAAUAGUAUGACGGCCAGACUCAUAGGCCGGGUCAAGGAGAAUUUGGAAGUAUUUAUCGCUCCGGCAGCAGGGUUUUCCGUCAACUGCCUUUCGCCGCUUUCCAAAUGCACGAAAUUGCGAUAUUUGGAUCUAUCACUAGUCAACGAACCGAUCGCAUUCGAGAGUAUCCUCAAAACACUCAGAUUUAUGGAACAACUGCUCAACUUCCGCACCCCGCGCUUCAUGCGCAUCAGCCGCAAAGGCAUGAAAGAGGAGGACCGCAAGUGGCCAUCCAACCUACGCACACUGCAGCUCGGCGGCUCCAUGGACGCAAAAAUGCACACAUUCCCAUGGCCCGAAAACAUCUCCUCGCUGUGCUUGAAACACUGCAUGAAUCUUUCGCUCAACACCAUGACGGGCAUCCUAAGCAACCGCUUAUUAGGGCAGAACCUGAAGCGGCUGACUAUUUCCACCUACAACCGCGGCCUGCAGCCCGAAUGCAUUCAUCUGAUCCCUGCAUAUCUCACAAAUCUCCUCUUUCUCAGCAUCCCGGGCGAUCUCGUCCAGGAUAUCUUUUUCACGCUCAUCCAGGUGCAAAAGUGCGAAUUGGCGCUUGAGGUGGUUGAAUUCGGGCAUACGCAUACGAGCGAGAAGCUCGAUUUCUCCAUCCAAUCCAUCAUCGACACACUGGAUUCAGGGCUACCAAAUCUCCGCGCUGUCGGCUUUCACACUAUGUACGGCGAGUAUAUUGACCUCGACGACGCACUUCUCGAGCAUGCUGAGGAUAGGGGCGAGGACCUGCAAAUCUCGGAUGAAACGGUCGAAUUUGAUGCUGGCACAUAUUACUUCGACUAA